Messenger RNA from Medicago truncatula (barrel medic), 1876 nucleotides. Its product is annotated as cytochrome P450 CYP82D47. The transcript is spliced from 2 exons. The record is from RefSeq and is a predicted model, not a curated record. Gene Ontology annotation, molecular function: heme binding; monooxygenase activity; oxidoreductase activity, acting on paired donors, with incorporation or reduction of molecular oxygen. NCBI's taxonomy places the organism in Eukaryota, Viridiplantae, Streptophyta, Magnoliopsida, Fabales, Fabaceae. Bases 152 to 1726 code for a protein of 524 amino acids.
ACAACCACGUGACUGCACAUAGUCUAUCACAUCUAGACUGUCCGAUCUUGGUCGGACGGUUCAAAUGUGACCAACUCAUUGCAGUCACACUACACACAGUCCAAAUCCUUAUUUAUAAUAAAGCUCUCAAGCUUAUUUUGGUAACCAACAAAUGACCAUGGUCAUGGAUGAAUUCCUAUUCAAAACUCUCAUUGCAAGCAUUCUCUCCCUGUUAAUUGGAAUCUUGAUAUAUCACUUAAAGAAAACACAUGGUCAUCGCCACAAAACUGCACCUCAAGCAGGAGGUGCAUGGCCUAUUAUUGGCCAUUUGCACCUCUUUGGAAGUAAGCAACUUACACACAAAACACUUGGUAUGAUGGCUGACAAACAUGGACCAAUUUUCACAAUCAAACUUGGUUCAUACAAAGUUCUUGUACUAAGUAGCAGUGAAAUGGCCAAAGAAUGUUUUACUCUCCACGACAAAACAUUUUCCACUAGACCCUUAGUUGCAGCCUCAAAAUUAAUGGGUUACAACUAUGCUAUGUUUGGUUUCACUCCUUAUGGUCCUUAUUGGCGUGAGAUAAGGAAAUUAGCUACACUUGAGCUUCUUUCGAAUCACCGACUCGAACUGUUGAAGGACACAAGAGUAUCUGAGAUAGAAGCUGCAGUAAGUGAGCUUUAUAGGUUAUGGUCGAUAAAGGGUUGUCCAAAAGAAGGUGUUUUGGUUGAUAUGAAGCAGUGGUUUGGUGAUUUGACACAAAAUAUUGCUCUGAGAAUGGUGGGAGGGAAGACAUACUAUGGUGCUGGUGAAGGUGAAGCUAGGAGGUAUAAGGAAGCUAUGAGAGAUUGGGUGUGUUUGUUUGGUAUGUUUGUGGUCUCUGAUGCAAUUCCAUUUUUGGGUUGGUUAGAUAUUGAUGGUCAUGAGAAGGCCAUGAAGAAAACUGCUAAGAAACUGGACACUCUGGUUGAAGGAUGGCUGGAGGAACACAAAAAGAAAAGAGCUUUAGGUAACAGUCGAAAGGAAGAACAGGAUUUCAUGGAUGUCAUGUUGAAUGUUCUGCAGGAUUCAGAGAUUUGUGGUUAUGAUUCAGAUACAAUCAUCAAGGCUACUUGCCUGAAUCUGAUUUUAGCAGGAAGUGACACCACCAUGGUGACCCUAACAUGGGCACUAUCCCUCCUACUCAAUCAUCAAAUGGAACUUAAUAAAGUACAGGAUGAGUUAAACACUCAUAUUGGGAAGGACAGGAAGGUGGACGAAUCUGACAUAAAGAACUUGGUCUACCUCCAAGCCGUUGUCAAGGAAACAUUGCGCCUAUAUCCACCAAGUCCAAUAAUCACCUUGCAUGCAGCGAUGAAUGACUGCACUUUUUCAUGUGGUUAUCACAUUCCUGCUGGUACACAGUUGAUAGUGAAUGUAUGGAAGAUCCACCGUGAUGCUCGUGUUUGGACUGAUCCUCAUGAUUUUAAGCCCGGGAGGUUCUUGACAAGUCACAGAGAUGUCGAUGUCAGAAGUCCGAACUAUGAGCUCGUCCCUUUUGGUUCUGGAAGGAGAGUAUGCCCUGGGGCUUCAUUGGCUCUGAGAGUGGUGCAAUUGACAUUGGCUAGAUUGCUACACUCUUUCAAUGUUGUUUCCCCUUCAAAUCAAUCUGUAGACAUGACAGGAAGCCCUGGACUCACUAAUUUAAAAGCAACCCCGCUUGAAGUUGUCCUUACUCCACGUCUAGAUACCAACCUCUACGAGAACUAGAUUAUAAAUGAAGGUAUCCAUUAAGUAGAUGUGAUCUCAACUCAUUAUAUUAGGCUUGUUUUCCCUAAAUAACGGCAACAAUCUAUAGGUUGCAAUGAGACGUUUGAUGGAGCUAUGAUGUAUUAUAAAAGUUGAUAUUUGAUGCAAUAU